Molecule: messenger RNA, 1206 nt
Organism: Penicillium canariense
Lineage: Eukaryota; Fungi; Ascomycota; Eurotiomycetes; Eurotiales; Aspergillaceae
Product: YchF/Obg family ATPase
Exons: 9
Coding region: 1-1206 (401 amino acids)
Cellular component (GO): cytoplasm
Molecular function (GO): GTP binding; ATP hydrolysis activity; ATP binding
Source: RefSeq, a predicted model, not a curated record
AUGCCCCCUAAGAAGGUUGAAGCUGUCAAGGACAAUGUUGUCGCUUUCGGAAGGGUUCGCAAGAACCUAAAGAUGGGAUGCGUUGGUCUGCCUAAUGUGGGAAAGUCGAGCCUGUUCAAUCUCUUGACCGAGCAGAGCGCUGCCGCAGAGAACUACCCCUUUUGUACAAUUGAGCCCAAUGAGGCGAGAUGUGCUGUUCCCGACAUUCGAUAUGACUUUCUCUGUGACCUUUGGAAGCCGCCCUCCAUGUACCCAGCGUAUCUGCAGGUCACCGACAUUGCCGGCCUGAUCAAGGGUGCUUCCCAGGGAGAGGGACUUGGAAAUGCCUUUCUAUCUCAUAUCCAGGCCGUUGACGGCAUGUUCCACAUUGUCAGAGCAUUCGAUAACGAUGAAGUUUUGCAUGUCGAUGACUCGAUCGAUCCCGUCCGGGACUUGAAUACCAUCCAAAGCGAGCUUUGCAAGAAAGAUCUCGAUAUUCUGCAGAAGACCGUCAUUGCCGAGGAAGCAAUCGUCAAAAAGGCAGGUGGCAAAUACAAGAUGCUACCUCUCUUCACAGAGACAACGACAAAGAUCCGAACAAUGUUGGAACAGGAUCAGCCAGUCAGAGAUGGAAGCUGGACACCAGCCGAGAUUGCACUCAUCAACGAGAAGAUACAGCUAAUCACCACAAAGCCAACCAUCUACCUUGUCAACUUGACAAUGAAGGAUUACCUCAGACAGAAGAGCAAGUACCUGCCGCUCAUAGCCAAGUGGGUCACCGAGCACGGAGGUAUUCCCCGAGACAUUGUUCCCUUCUCUAUUGAGUUUGAAGAGAAACUUUACAGUAUGAAAGAUAAUCCAGCCGCACAAGCCGAGUUCCUCAAGGAGAGCAAAGUCAAGUCAAAACUGGACAAAAUCAUCACUGAAGGAUUCACUAAGCUUGGCUUGCAAUACUACUUUACCGCUGGCGAGAAGGAAAUUAGAUGCUGGACCAUCCCAAGAGGGUGCCUAUCACCACAAGCUGCUGGAGCUAUCCACAGCGAUUUUGAGAAGGGAUUUAUCAAGGCUGAAGUGGUCGCGUACCAAAAUUUCCACGAUCUUUGUGAAGGUGGCAAGUCCAUGGGCCCAAUUAAGGCUGCUGGGAAAUACCGACAAGAAGGAAAGACUUACGUUGUCCAAGAUGGAGACAUUAUCCACUUCCAAUUCAACGUUUCAAAUAAGAAAUAG